AUGUAUUCCCUUCCUGGAAGUAAAUAACGCAUUUUGUUGCCCUAAAAACAUAAAACAAUUUGCUUUAAACCUGAAAUCAAAGAAACUUAGAGACUAAGACAUGCAAAGGCUCUUCAUCCUUUUCAUUAGAAGUUCAAACCCAUUUCGACGAAAUGCUUGGAAUAUGCUCUUUCAUCAAGGUAGGAUUGUUAGUCUAUUAUAAGUUCAAGCGAAUCCGAAGGGGAAUGUGAAAACAAUAAAAGUUGUCAUUGCAGAGAUUGUGGACACUAAUCCAAGAAAAUGAAACAUAUGAAAAAGAAAUAUCGACGUUUUAGUCCUGUAAUGCAUGGAAGGAUUAGAGAAAGGAGAAAUAAGCUAAAACAAAAAUUUAAAAACGCUGUUUAUGUCAUCAUGUGGAUGCUAAAGUUAGUAAUCCAAAGAAAGAAGAAACCAAUGAUAAUAAAAAAGAUAAUCAGAAUGAAAACUAAAUUCUUUGAACCUUCUCCAGAACCACCAUAACAAAAUUAGUAGAUCAUUUAUCUAGAACCAAUCCAACCAGUUCAAGUUUAAAUGAUUGACUUUAAACACAAAUAGCGACAAUCAAUAGUCAACUAUCUAAACAAUAAAUUGCAAGAUUCAGAACGCCAUGCAGAUAAUUAUCAGUUAUCACUUCCAAAAGUACGAUAAUAAAAUAAUCUCUCCAGUAGCCAUUCCAAAUUACUAUUAAAACCUUUGAAAACCUAGAAUGACGAAGGCCUUACUCCUUAAAGAAAUAAUCUACGUUCUAUCAUACACAAAGCUAAUCCUUCAUUACAAUCCUCAAGUUCUCCUUAUUUAAAGCAACCACCUCUAACAACAAGGAUAAGGUCACUUUAAAAUAGACUCUACCUAUCAGGCAGGUAUUGA
This is a messenger RNA of Paramecium tetraurelia, 885 nucleotides long. RefSeq lists its product as uncharacterized. The transcript is spliced from 2 exons. The record is from RefSeq and is a predicted model, not a curated record. Lineage: Eukaryota; Ciliophora; Oligohymenophorea; Peniculida; Parameciidae.